AUUAUCUGCAACGAUCGACUUGGGAAAAAAGUCAGAGUUAAAUGCAAUCCGGAUGACACUGUCGGUGUCUUGAAACUUUUGAUUGCAGCACAAACUGGUACAAAGCCUGAGAAAAUUGUUCUUAAAAAAUGGUAUACGAUUUACAAGGAUCACAUAACUCUGGAAGAUUAUGAAAUUCAUGAUGGAAUGAGUCUUGAAAUGUAA
This is a messenger RNA of Batrachochytrium dendrobatidis JAM81, 204 nucleotides long. RefSeq names its product ubiquitin-like protein HUB1. The transcript has 3 exons. Gene Ontology annotation, cellular component: cytoplasm; nucleus. Gene Ontology annotation, biological process: protein modification process; mRNA splicing, via spliceosome. The annotation marks the transcript as partial. The record is from RefSeq and is a predicted model, not a curated record. Lineage: Eukaryota; Fungi; Chytridiomycota; Chytridiomycetes; Rhizophydiales. Gene Ontology annotation, molecular function: protein binding; protein tag activity.